CGCCCCUCCAGCGGGGCUGGUCUCUGGCCGGGCACCGUCGCGGGCCCCCCUGGCCCGGCCACCUGGGACUGUGCUGAGAGUCGGCCACCUCCCUCUCUCCCCUGGCCCGCAAAGUUUGUGGCGAAGCCGGCGCCGGGCAGAGCGCCCCCGGGGGGAGAUCCGGGAGCGCCCGAUGCCGAGCGGCAGGAGCCGUUGACCCCGGACUCCGCCGUCCGGGGCAGGAACGCGGAGCAGUCGGCCAGCCGCCGCCUCCGGUGCAUGGGGACCGGCUGAGGAGCCAGCAUGGGCAACUGCGUGGGGAGACAGCGCCGUGAGAGGCCGGCCGCCCCAGGACACCCCCGCAAACGAGCAGGACGCAAUGAGCCCCUGAAGAAGGAACGGCUCAAAUGGAAGAGUGACUACCCCAUGACCGAUGGGCAGCUUCGGAGCAAACGGGAUGAAUUCUGGGACACGGCACCUGCCUUUGAGGGCCGCAAGGAGAUCUGGGAUGCCCUCAAGGCUGCUGCCUAUGCUGCCGAGGCCAAUGACCACGAGCUGGCUCAGGCCAUCUUGGAUGGAGCCAGUAUCACUUUGCCUCAUGGCACCCUCUGUGAAUGCUACGACGAGCUGGGCAAUCGUUACCAGCUGCCCAUCUACUGCCUGUCGCCACCCGUGAACCUGCUGCUGGAGCACACUGAGGAGGAGAGUCUGGAGCCCCCCGAGCCUGUCCCCAGUGUGCGCCGUGAGUUCCCACUGAAGGUGCGCCUCUCCACGGGCAAGGACGUGAGGCUCAGCGCCAGCCUGCCUGACACAGUGGGGCAGCUCAAGAGGCAGCUGCACACCCAGGAAGGCAUCGAACCAUCCUGGCAGCGGUGGUUCUUCUCUGGAAAGCUGCUCACAGACCGCACACGGCUCCAGGAAACAAAGAUCCAGAAAGAUUUUGUCAUCCAGGUCAUCAUCAACCAGCCCCCACCACCCCAGGACUGAUGGGCCCGUGGACUCCUGGGAAGAGAGGCCAUGGAGGGCCUCUGCAGGGCUGAGCAGCUGGCCUGGAGCACGAGGCCCCCCACCCUGCUGCUGCCUUCAAGUGCUGUUGUUUUCUUUAAGGGCAUCUCCCCGCUCUAUGGCUCUGGGUGAGCCGUGAAGGGACCCUGCCUCCCAGGGGCACUGUGGGCCACCAGUGCCCAGCACCCAGGGAACAAUGCUGCCACACACAGGCCUUGCCAACCUUGUCAGAGAAAAGGUGACUGGGGCCCUCCACCCUGCAUCUCUCCUGAAGCAGGUUGGAGCCACAGGGGCCAACCUGGAGGCCCUGAGGCCCAGAUCUGUCAUCCGGUGCUGCACUGUGCUCACUCUGGUUUUCUGCUCAGGGUCGGGAAGCAGCUGCUGUCUCCCUCCUCCGCUCCCACCCUGACUUUGCCCUGGGCACAGUGCCAGUCCCCUUGGGAGGAGGGAACCACCAGUGAGUCCCAGGGCUUGGGGAGCCUGAGGCAGGCGGGCCUCUGCCUCUCCCUGCCUCCAGCACAAUUGGCAGAGGUGAGGCAGGGGGCUGGAUGGUUGGGCUUUGUGGCAGGGGUCUGCACGGGGCCAUUUCCUGGCUGUAACUCAAGUGGUGGUGGGUCUGCAGCCUGGUCAUGGCCUCCUCAGCAGGUCCUCAUGUACAGACAUAUGUGCAUAUUUAUCAAUAAAGCCUUUGGCUCCUCCUCUUUUGCCUGGCAUUCAA
Molecule: messenger RNA, 1702 nt
Organism: Marmota flaviventris (yellow-bellied marmot)
Lineage: Eukaryota; Metazoa; Chordata; Mammalia; Rodentia; Sciuridae
Gene: Ubtd1
Product: ubiquitin domain containing 1
Molecular function (GO): protein binding
Source: RefSeq, a predicted model, not a curated record